GCUUAGAUUUUAAACAACCUACACUCGACCUACCUGAUCGUUUUGGUGCGAUAAGAUAGUAUUAACGGUCAAAUAAAACAGUCCCUACAGUCAGAUUAGGUUACUCUAAAUGCAAUUGUUUGAAAAUCUUUGGAAAUGGCUGUAGUGUUGAAAACAGGAGUGUACGUUGUAGCAGCAAAACGCACGCCAUUCAUCAAAAUGGGCAGGAUGUUCAAAGACGUGCACCCAUCAGAACUGCUAGCUGUAGCGGCGAGGGAAGCCAUCAGAAGUUGCCAACUGGCCCCUGAUCUUAUCGAUACUGUCCAUGUUGGACAAGUCUAUACGAAUAGCGGAUCAUCGGACGGUUUCCUAACUCCCAGGCACUCGGCUCUAAAGGCGGGAAUUCCUCAUGACAAGCCUGCUCUUGGUGUCAACAGACUAUGUGGCUCCGGAUUUGAAGCAAUUGUUAACAGUGCACAAGACAUAAUGUUCGGAUCAGCUCAAAUCUCUCUAGCUGGUGGAACAGAGAAUAUGUCAGCGAUUCCAUUCUUGGUGAGAAACAUCCGAUUCGGAUCACAGCUAGGCCAAGCCUUGGAAUUUGAGGACUACCUGAGGCACGGCUCCGUGGAUUCCUUCUGUAACUUUACUAUGGCUCAGACGGCAGAAAAUCUGGCUGAGAUGUAUACUCUGACAAGGGAUCAAGUUGAUGCGUUUGCGUUGAAGUCCCAGAUGAAAUGGAAAGCUGGUUUUGAUAAGGGUGCUUUUAGGGCGGAGAUGGUGCCAGUGUCGGUAUCACUGAAUGGGAAGCAUAUGGUGGUGGAUAAAGACGACCAUCCAAGAGUUAACACCACGAUGGAAUCGCUAAGCAAACUGCCAGUACUGUUCAGAAAAGGUGGGGUUGGGACUGUUGGAAAUUCUACUGGUGUAAACGACGGCGCAGGAGCACUAAUUUUAGCAAGUGAAGAGGUAGUUGUACAACACAAUCUGAGGCCACUGGUCCGCCUGGCUGGCUGGUCUCAUGCGGGAGUGGAGCCCAGGAUCAUGGGCCUGGGACCUGUGCCUGCUAUACGAAAGCUGCUGGACGCUACUGGGUUAACGCUUCAUGAUAUAGAUAUGAUUGAGAUCAACGAGCAGUUCGCGGCUCAAGCCCUAGCCACCGUGAUGGAGCUGAACAUAGACGAAGAAAAGUUGAACAUGAACGGAGGCGCCAUUGCUAUGGGGCACCCGGCUGCUGCCUCCGGGGCUAGGAUAGCGGCGCAUUUAACUCAUGAACUCAGACGUCGAGGACUAAGACGGGGUCUCGGGACAACAUGUAUUGGUGGUGGUCAGGGCAUCGCAGUAUUGUUGGAAACUGUUUAAGCGAAAUUUGUUCAUUGUUUCCUCCUUUAUAAUCUAAUGUCUUCUGAAUCUGUCACAAACUAAAUCAGUAUUAUUUAAAGACUAUUCCACUGUUUAUUUAAUAAAGUAGAAACACUAUGUUCUUUGUAAUGUUUACACCUAUGAGUUUUUUUCUAUCCCCUAAUGCCGUACCUAAUAUAAUUUCCAACCACCAUAAGGGGCUGGAGACACUUUCGUUGUAGGUUCCUGUCUCUAGGUAUUGUAUCAUCGUCACCACAAAGUGUCUCAGUCUCACCGGGGUAAUAUUCGUGUCCAGCAAUAUCUGA
Helicoverpa armigera (cotton bollworm) is the source of this 1643-nucleotide messenger RNA. Its product is annotated as 3-ketoacyl-CoA thiolase, mitochondrial. Gene Ontology annotation, cellular component: mitochondrion. Lineage: Eukaryota; Metazoa; Arthropoda; Insecta; Lepidoptera; Noctuidae. The transcript is spliced from 8 exons. The coding region runs from base 136 to 1338 and encodes 400 amino acids. Gene Ontology annotation, molecular function: acyltransferase activity, transferring groups other than amino-acyl groups. The record is from RefSeq and is a predicted model, not a curated record.